Messenger RNA from Hippocampus zosterae (dwarf seahorse), 1727 nucleotides. RefSeq lists its product as uncharacterized. The record is from RefSeq and is a predicted model, not a curated record. The transcript is spliced from 3 exons. The coding region runs from base 90 to 671 and encodes 193 amino acids. NCBI's taxonomy places the organism in Eukaryota, Metazoa, Chordata, Actinopteri, Syngnathiformes, Syngnathidae.
GGCCGGAUCCCGGUCCUGAUUAAGCGCAGUAAGUGAGGGGACACUGUCUAUCCAUAACUCCGCCCCAUGUAGCAUCGAUAUAAAUAAGAAUGCCAACGGACAACGAUAAUUUUCGCCAGGCAUUCUCAACGGAACUUGCAUGUAUUUUUGCUUCAAAUCGUAGGAGUUCUGAUAGCGUUUUGGAACCAAUGUCCCCAAAGCUGGUCUUCAUUUUGAUAUUGGCCGGCGUGUUUAUGGCUGCCUAUGGCCAAGACGACCCGGCCGAUGAUGGCUCAGGCGACCAGGAUGGCUCAGGCGACCAGGAUGACGAUGAUGGCUCAGGCGACCAGGAUGGCUCAGGCAACCAGGAUGACAAUGAUGGCUCAGGCGACCAGGAUGGCUCAGGCAACCAGGAUGACGAUGAUGGCUCAGGCGACCAGGAUGGCUCAGGCAACCAGGAUGACAAUGAUGGCUCAGGCGACCAGGAUGGCUCAGGCAACCAGGAUGACGAUGAUGGCUCAGGCGGCGAGGCUGGCUCAGGCGACCAGGAUGGCUCAGGCGACCAGGAAGACUCAGCUCCCCUGACCGUCCCGCCGGUUUCCACCACAAGUCGCGCCAGCCACCAGCAGAAUCACUCCCUUACAAAAGCUCUGCUUAUCACGGUGGCUCUGCUGGCUGUGGUUGCACUGUGAAAGUCUCAAGUGCACCUAACAUCUCAAUGGUUUUUAUUUUUAGUUGCUCCAUUUUGGCUCACUCUCUCCUUUUAGAAGGCAGCUUUUAUUUUCAAGAUGUUUUUAUUUGAUUAUGAUGGAAGUGAUCCAAUUGAAAUAAUCCACAUUCAGCCUUGUAUAAAAUGAUAUACGUACAUUUUCGAUAAUUUAUCAUUACAAACUUGCACAAGAGAGACUGCGUGACUUGUCUUGCUUUUAAAUUCACAAUUCUCAUCAAUAAUACUCGUGGGCAUAAGAAUGAUGAAACUUCCAGACGAAAGCACAUUUCAUGGUCAUUCACUUUAGUAGAAAUUUAACAACUGCAUUCAUGUUUUAAUGUCGACUGAAAUGCUUCUGUUGGUUCUUCUCGCUUUGUCUGUAUUUAGAGCUUGACGCUGAUUUUGCCUCUGAGCCUUAAAGGAUUCUGACGUAAUAUUCGGUACUUGUAAUGUGUUUAAAUAGUUACACGCCAUGGUCGCGGUCUUGCUUUGCCCAGCCGUACCUGGGCUACGAACCCGCGCCGCCAUCAGGUCACUGCUUAGAAGUCGCGCAAGCUAGCAGCUGCAUUAGCGCCGGCUAACUUUGACCUUUUGUGGAUUCUGAGAUGUGUGAUUUGACUCAUAAAAUACAGAGUGCUGUCACAAUUGUGCAGUGAGAUAUAAAAUAUAAAGUCCAACAUAAAACACUGACUCAAGUACUUAAAUCAUGGCAAAUAUGACGACUACAAAUAUGCUAGUGGGUGCUGACAAGGUGAAAGAGUUUGAUGCUACAUCGCAACAAGACACAAAUUGUUCUCAGUUUUGGCCCACACGUUCAGUACUGAUCUUCAAACAUGUUUUAUAUAUUCCGAAGCGGAUAACUAAAAGGCAAUUGAGAGGGUUUUUAAGCGACAGUCCUUGCAUCUUGUCACUCUGUUUUGGCAUUUCCCUUCAAUCCAAAUGCAAUCAUUGUGGGAGCUCCCUCCCCGUUAAUUGCUUCAGGAAGUCACCUCUGCACUUUGCCUCUUAGUCACCUGCGGGCUUCCCAGGUUCGUGUGAA